This is a messenger RNA of Plasmodium fragile, 438 nucleotides long. RefSeq lists its product as uncharacterized. The transcript has a single exon. The record is from RefSeq and is a predicted model, not a curated record. The coding region runs from base 1 to 438 and encodes 145 amino acids. Lineage: Eukaryota; Apicomplexa; Aconoidasida; Haemosporida; Plasmodiidae.
AUGCAAUACAACCUGAUCGGGAGCAGAAUCAACAACCACUACGUGGUGGACCCCUACGUGAGCAUGCUCUACUUAAAAAGGGCAUACAAGUUUUUGAAGCUGCUGAAGGAAAACGGUGGCGAGGUCAUCAUCGUGGGUAACAAACACAAAGAAGUCAACUUGGAAAAUUAUUUUAAGAACAUUCAGCGCAAGGACAUCUGUGAUCACAAUACAAUAACAAAUGUUACAAAGAAGUAUGACCUGCUCGUUUGCACCGACCUCCCAUUGUUCUACCCCUACAUUAGAAACGUCCUCAUACCAAAAAUGUUGGUUGCAGAUGGAAACACCUUCGUCAACUACAAGACAUACUUGCAUGCCUUCGACUACUUCAUCCCGCUGACAAAUCAAAAGCUCGAUCAACACCUGCACUAUGUGCUCGCGCGCAGGUACCUCUCGUGA